Funneliformis mosseae is the source of this 693-nucleotide messenger RNA. The record is from the annotation of a GenBank genome assembly. Lineage: Eukaryota; Fungi; Glomeromycota; Glomeromycetes; Glomerales; Glomeraceae.
AUGGUCAUAUCCAUUUCAGCACUCCCCUCGAAGCCAGUUCAUUUUUUAGUCGUUAUAAGGAUGUCACUAUGGACGGACCCCAGAAUAUUGCAAUUAGGAUUAGCGCCUCAUAUUAUUUCGGCACAAACGGAAGGUCAAUUAUUUGAAGAAGGCAAAAAACCUAAACCUGAUUCUGCUUCAACUUCAGUAGAAAAAGCGCUUGAAACCGAGGAACAACAAGGAAAACAACCUGAAAUUCGAAAUCACGAAGAACUCAAGAAAGCCCCCGAAGAAAAAUCUGAAGAGGAAAUAUAUAAUGAUGAUAUUCCCUUCGCUAUAAGUGAUGAAAAUCAUAAAGAAGAACUCCAACCUGAAAUUGAGGAACAACGAGCCCCUGAAGAAAAAUCCGAAAAGGAAAUUUAUAAUGAUGAUAUUCCCUUCGCUAUAAGUGAUGAUGUUGAAAACGGAACUAUACAUGUAUUCAUUCAGACCCCUGGCCUUCAAUCAAAGGAGGGUCUUACGAUUGAUAUUGUAGAUUGUGACAAAAUUACUAUCACAGCAAAGUUUCAAACUCUCAUCAUACCGGGAACAAUUAUUGUUAAUCAUCUUCCGAAAGACUUCAGCCUUAGUGAUUCCUCUAAAAUCGGUCCAGUCAAUUCGCCCAAAGCUAUGGUAAUAGCUAUUCCUCAACCCAAUAGUCCAUCCAAUUCAUGA